AUGCCAGGCAAUCAAACCAACACAAUAACGACGGUCAUAGAUGCGAUUGACACGGCGCUGCUAGGUGGUGGAGGAGCUACGGGGGUAGAGGAUACCAAAGCCGUGGAAGCUGUAUCAGAGCAUGUUUUGACAUGGCCGGUCUCCCCGGUGGACUCGGGCUACCAGCACAGCAUAGAUUCUAUAUUAGACCCUCUUGCAUUGAGUGUAACAAACGAACUCUGUGGAUACAGUCUGGAUCUCAACACAUCCACACCAUCGCUUGGCAUGUAUGACAGUGCACUGCCGCAAGACUCACUGAACGAUCCCUUCCUAAACGUGGAAAAUUACGAGGAUUGCAAUUGGCUGUUACCUUGGCUAGAAUGGAGCCCGAAUGUUACGAGUCUCGCCCUUGCGUAA
Molecule: messenger RNA, 396 nt
Organism: Metarhizium robertsii ARSEF 23
Lineage: Eukaryota; Fungi; Ascomycota; Sordariomycetes; Hypocreales; Clavicipitaceae
Exons: 1
Coding region: 1-396 (131 amino acids)
Source: RefSeq, a predicted model, not a curated record